AACCAGCAAAUAUUACUUUGAUAGAGAGAGAGAGAGAAACAACAGCAUGAUUCUUGGCGUAUAAACUCAGAAUCCAAAACCAGAAACAAACCCUACACAAUCUCUCUCUCUCUCUCUCCAUCUAUAUAAGCGAAAUUGAAGCUUAAAAUUCUCAAUCCAAUUCAUGCGUUUCAGUUCAAGCGCAAUCAUCUACCAUGAGCAACAUCCCUAGAUCUCUCACCGAUUCCGCCCUAACCACCUUCAAACUCGCCGUCUCCGCUUCCGAUCCCUGGCCUUUCUCUAUCUAGCAUCCGUCGAUUCGUCUCUGCAUCUAAUUUCGCGCAUCGAUUUGGUUAAAAUUGAAUCAAUUUCACAUCGAUUUGGUUAAAUUGGAUCCCGAAAACAUGCCGCACAUUCACUUCCACCACCACCAGGGGCGGCGGAGCAUUCCGAAGGGGUAUCUGGCGGUGAUGGUGGGGCAGGGCGGGGAGCAGCAGCGGUUUGUGAUUCCGGUGAUGUAUGUGAACCACCCGCUGUUCAUGCAGCUGCUCAAGGCGUCGGAGGAGGAGUACGGCUUCGAUCAGAAAGGUCCGAUCAACAUCCCCUGCCACGUGGAGGAGUUCCGCCACGUCCGAUGCCUGAUCGACAAGGAGACUGCGGAGCACCACGGCCACCACCACCUCCACGGCCACGGCCACGGCCACCACCACCAGUUUUUGUGCUUCAAGGCGUGAUGAAAUUAAUGGCGGUUGGAGUUAUUGUUAGGUGAUUUUUAAAUUUGAUGCUUUUGUAAAAUCAAAACUCGUUUUAUUUGGCUCUUGCUUUUAAUUUGACUUGAAUUUGCGUGA
Molecule: messenger RNA, 827 nt
Organism: Salvia hispanica
Lineage: Eukaryota; Viridiplantae; Streptophyta; Magnoliopsida; Lamiales; Lamiaceae
Source: RefSeq, a predicted model, not a curated record